UUUCACAUUUGAAAACUAUAUAGUACAAUUACAAAAUUUAUGUUGAAAGUGUUUUGCAACUUUGAGUCACACCCUUACAGAAAACUUCAUCACUUGUAAAAUCUGUUACUCAUGAAAGAAUGCACUUUCUUUGGAAUUAAAAAUGUUGUUCCCAGCAUAGAUUCCUCCCAUUCGGGAAAUAUUGGGUGUGACGACAGCCUAGAAAAGCAGCCAGUGGAGAGUCGGCUCCCAGUUCAGCUCCAGACUGAAAGCUUUCAACCGUUUCAUCGUCUCAAGUGGAAAAGCUGAGCAGGGAGACAACGAUGUUCUACUGCAACGACUUCAGCAGCUCAGACGGCUUCAGAGACACCAACGGCUUCCGCUGGUCCAAUGGGUUCAGCACCAUUAAUGAGUCCAGAACCAUUAAUGGGGGCAGCACCAUUAAUGGGUCCAGAACCAUUAAUGGGUCCAGAACCAUUAAUGGGUCCAGAACCAUUAAUGGGUCCCGAACCAUUAAUGGGUCCAGAACCAUUAAUGGGGGCAGCACCAUUAAUGGGUCCAGAACCAUUAAUGGGUGCAGCGCCAUUAAUGGGUGCAGCGUCAUUAAUGGGUGCAGCUUGCCCAAAAACCGGUUCACAAAUCAUCGAUAUUCAGCUUUUCAGGAAGCGGACCUCCACUGUGAGACCAACAACAAGGCCCACCACACCAGCUCCAUCUCAGUGAACCAGCUGAUUGUGAGGAGAGGCCAGCCGUUCAGCAUAACCCUUCAAAUGACAAAACCUUUCAACCCUGACGUUGAUCAACUCACCAUGAAAGUUGUGACUGGGAAACAUCCAUCUCAGGAGCAAGGAACAAUGUCAUCCUUUGGUUUUCCAGACAAAGUGAAACGUUCUUCAUGUGCUAAAGCAGUCUGGAGAGCAGAGCUUCAGAAAAACAGACUUCCUGAAACAGGAGCGCUGGCUCUAACGAUAACGCCGCCCGCUGACGCUCCGGUAGGGGAGUACAAACUUUCUGCAGGACUUAAAGCUGAAGAAAAUGAGUUAGCACAACUCUUUGUGCUCUUCAACCCUUGGUGUUCUGAUGACUGGGUGUUUCUGCCUAACGAGGCAGAGAGACAAGAAUACGUUAUGAACCAACAUGGAAUAAUCUACACAGGUUCAUACAUUAAUGGACUUUCCUGGGACUUUGGACAGUUUGAAGAGGACAUGGUGAAGAUAUGCCUGAAGUUACUCGACCUCAGCAGGAAACACAAGCGGGACCCGGCUGACGACGUUUCUGCUCGCUGUAACCCCAUCUAUGUCAGCCGUGUCAUUACCAAUAUGGUUAACAAAGAAGAAAUCAACGAUGGCGUUCUGCGGGGAAACUGGUCAGGCGAUUUUAAAUAUGGCUUCCCACCAACCCACUGGAGCGGCAGCUACGCCAUCCUGAAGCAGUGGUACGCCUCCUUCUGCAAAGCUGUGAACUACGGGCAGUGCUGGGUGUUCGCCGGCGUCAUGUGUUCAGUGAUGCGCCUGUUGGGAAUCCCCUGCCGUGUUGUGACUAACUUCGAGUCCGCUCACGACUCCGAUGCAAACUUGACCAUCGACACCUACUACGGAGAAUCUGGUGUCAGACCGAAACCGUCCAAUGACAGCGUCUGGAACUUCCACGUGUGGGUAGAGGGGUGGAUGAGACGACCGGAUCUGGCAGAGGAUGGCCGAUAUGACGGCUGGCAGGUUCUGGAUGGAACGCCGCAGGAAAAGAGUGAAGGUGUGUUUUGCUGUGGUCCGGCUCCAGUAGCGGCCAUCUUGAACGGGGACGUUGACCUGAGAUAUGAUGUGCCAUUUGUCUUCGCUGAGGUCAACGCUGACCGUGUUACCUGGCUGAUCAAAAGAGAUGGAUCCAAGGUGCAGAUGAAGUCUGACACCAGGAGUGUUGGACAGCACAUCUCCACGAAGGCUGUUGGCUCCAACCAGCGGAUGGACAUCACGAGUGCCUACAAACACACAGAAGGAUCGGUGCGGGAAAGGGACAUUUUCAAAUACGCCCUGAACAAACUGGACAGUGAUUCAAGAAUUGCAGUGUGUCCAAUGGCUGUCAAACCUGAACCACUGGUCAUAAACGACACCACAAACACAGAGAAUGGCCACCCAACUCCGCAGCUGGUUGUUAAAUUUAAAGAGGAGUCCGCGCCAGUGAAGGGUCAGGAUGUGAAGAUAGAUCUGGUGCUGAGAAGUGAAGGCAGCGCUGCCAGGACGCUGUCUGUCAACAUCAACGUCCAGGCCAUGACGUACACCGGCCAACCCAAAGGAAACAUCCAGAAUGAGGUCGUCCAGAAACAACUACUUCCUGGAAAAGACCUGACCUUCCCCAUUCAGAUCCCGUACCUGUCCUACAGUAAAUACAUGGUGGACUGCCAGACCAUGAACAUUUCAGCCAUGAUCACUGACCUCCAGAGCGAUGAGAUCUACCUGGCAUCGGACCGUAUUGUGCUGAAAGACCCUCCCAUCUCCAUCACUGUGUCUGAAGAAGCCAGAGUGAAUCAGAUAUUGAGUAUCUUAGUGACUUUCAUAAAUCCAAUCAGCGAGACGCUGACAGGUUGCACUCUGACUCUCUCUGGAACUGGACUUAUUGAUUGGGAGCAAACAUUCAAGCUUGAAGAUCUGAUGCCAAACAAGACAAUGUGUGUCAAAUUAAGCAUCGUUCCCUACAAGAGCGGGGAGAGGACUCUACUGGCUGACUUUGACUGCGCCGCUUUCAGAGACAUCAAGACCAGCUGCAUCAUUAAUGUCAGACCUUAAACUACAGAAAGAAAAAUGUUUUUGAAGUAGAGAGAUCUUUGAAAUUGGAGAAUUUUGUUUGAAUAAAUUGUUGUUUUAGGUUUUUUCUUUAUUUUUAAAUUUAAAACUUGGAUUUCUAAGGGGAACAAUGAAAAACUUGUAGUAAUCCGACACUCAGGUGCUGGGAAUUUAAUUUUAAUCAUGACUUUCUGCUAUAUUAUUGUUUUAAACUUAUAACAGUCAUAAGAAAACAGGUCCUGCUUUGACUUUUGUUUUUCUCCAGACCAAUUUAUUCCUAAGCCAGUCGAUAUUUUUCAUGACUUAAGGCUUAAAGUUUGCACAAAUCUGGCUUUUUUUUUACUGUUAUAGUUUAGUCUUACUUUAAAACUCAACUUUAAUGUGUGUUAAUCACACCACGCCUCUUAACCUUUUCACUUGGAAUUGCUUCAUCUGUUCACACAUUUUCACCCCUGCUUGGUUUGGUUCAGUUUAUUUUUGGGUCUUGAGUUUGUAAAGUUUGAUUUGAUCAAAUACGACUUCAGACCUCAGAAUUUGCUUUGGGAAUAAAACUGUUGAUCGUAAAACUGUUUCUGCAACUUUUAAAAUCAAUUACAAAACCUCAAAGGUGUUUUUAGUUAACUCCACACCUUUACUGAUUGCUGGUAGAAGUUAAAAACCAUUUAAAUUUUUCCCUCAAUGUGUAAUUAAUCUGUCUUAUAUGUGGGUUUCACUUUUUAAAAUAAAUAACAAAGUAUUGAGCGUUUGUAAUCCAAAGAUAAGUUUAAAGGAAUCAUAUGUCUCUGGAAACAGAGCAACAAAACUAAAAACUUGUGUCAGAAACAAAUAUUUCAUGAUUUGAUUCUAAUGUGAAAGUUGGAAACUUGUGGUUUUAGACCUUGGAAUAUGAUUUUUAAUUCUUCUCUUCCCCUUCUUUUAAAAACAUGGAUUAUAAAAGUAUUUUUAAAAAAUAUCAAGAAUCCUUAAACUUGCCAUUAUUUUACCCCAUAUUGAUAAUUAGUCUGUAGAUAAAGUUUAUGGAUUUUUGGGGUUUUUUCAGCAUGUUUCUUAAUUUUUUAAAUCUUAAUAAAUAUUAACAAUAAGAAAAUAAAUCUCAUUUUCUGUACAGUUAUUACCUCAGUGGG
Xiphophorus maculatus (southern platyfish) is the source of this 3880-nucleotide messenger RNA. RefSeq names its product protein-glutamine gamma-glutamyltransferase E-like. The record is from RefSeq and is a predicted model, not a curated record. Gene Ontology annotation, molecular function: protein-glutamine gamma-glutamyltransferase activity. Lineage: Eukaryota; Metazoa; Chordata; Actinopteri; Cyprinodontiformes; Poeciliidae. Gene Ontology annotation, biological process: peptide cross-linking.